This is a messenger RNA of Pocillopora damicornis (cauliflower coral), 1214 nucleotides long. RefSeq lists its product as uncharacterized. NCBI's taxonomy places the organism in Eukaryota, Metazoa, Cnidaria, Anthozoa, Scleractinia, Pocilloporidae. The record is from RefSeq and is a predicted model, not a curated record.
GAAGAACUAGCUGACCGCCGUGUGAUUUACCGAAUACUUUAGUCAAGGAAUAGAGGAAAUAAGUAGUAUUGUCGUUCACUUGAGAAACACUUAGAUUGUGAAUUUAGUGAUCGAAACCUCCACACGUGAAAUCAAAGAAAAAACGUGAACAGUUGAUUUUACGUAAACUUUACUCACGAGUAAACAAAAUUUUACAGUCACGUGCAUUACCUCACGCGAUCUCCUCAUCGAUCUCAAGCACAGGUUAAGUUCUCUUUGACCCAAGGACAGCUACUUAUGCUUAGACGUGGCGUUCCUUUACAGUCGUUUAUCUAUAGCGUCCGACAUUUUGGUGGUGUUAUGUCCUCGCAAGCUAAUGGUUUUCUAAGUCCUUGCGGUCGUAGGAAAUCACAGUUUACAAGAGCAACUUCUUCUUGCUGUUUAAAUAAUGGUAAAGACAGGGUAAUUGACAAGUCUGGGGACUCUAGAUCGAGAGAAAGAGGAGAAUUGCAAUGGGAAAAACUCUCUGAUGAUGAGAAGAAUAUUUAUCUUGCUCAUAAAACUGCAUGUAUGAAUGGGAAAAAUAGUUAUUCAGAUCCAAUCACUGGGUAUAUGGUCUUCACUGAAGAAUUUCUUUCCAAGCGUAGGGCCUGCUGUGGAAAUGGCUGCAGACAUUGUCCAUUUGGUCAUGAGAAUGUACCACACAGUCAACGCAGGAAGAAAUUUAAUUCAGCGUUUUACGUUUAAAAUCAAACAGACAGUCAUGCAAUUAAAUUAUUACAGAAAUGAUAAUGUAUACAGCUUCAGGAAAAGACAUAUGUUUGAGGCAAACACUUCAUUAUAAUAAUUAUGAAUUUUCCUGAAGCAAAUUUCAGUCUUUUGAAAUGAAAUUGGAUUGUCAAAAAAUCAGCCUGAAGCGUCAUGGUUUUCUAUACUUUGUGCUCUCUCUAUAUUGGAGAGACUAGGGAGUAACCAUAACGCAAAGGUUUCUCAAUGUAACAAGGAUGUGGAAAUUAUAACAGCAAUAAUAAUAUUUUUUAUUGGUUACUGGUAUUUAUUAAUAUCAUUAUCAAACAUUCAAACUAAAAGAAAUAUGACAUAAUUUAUAUGUGUGUAUGUGAGUGAGUCAUGUGAUAGCACUCCUGUUUUCAAGUGAUAUUCUCAGUCUGUGCUUAUGUAUUUAAAUCCUCUGGUAUGAAACAAACAAAUAAACAAGUUGGCAUUUGUCCCCAUCA